CCUACAAUUCAAGUACGACCAGGUUGUACCUACCGAUAAGCACGGCCCCUAGUAGCCUACCUCCGUUGUCUUUACUUGCCCCUCUUCCCAAACUUGCCUCCUCAUUACCUAGGUACCUUUUAGGUAUAUGGUUGUUUGCUGUAUGGUCCGGACCUUACCUACCUCAUACCUGUAGGUUUGCCCAUUAUGUCAGUAUGUCAGUAGAAGCAACUUGGAUAUAUCAUAUCAUGCCUUCCGAGGCUUGCAAGAAUUUAUUUAGGUUAGGUAGUUUUGUAAAUGUGUAAGGUACAUGAUCUUAUUUUAGAGUCGCGUUAAGUACCUAUUAGGACAUCUAGUAAAAGUUCCAAUUACCGAAUUCGGGCACUGUUAGCAUUAAAGUUACUGCACAAGCAUGAACAUGCAACAGCUACAUUGUUCGUCUGAGUCUGAUCAUUCGAGUUCUUUGUACAUAUAAGUGGAGCUCGGUACCUAAUGUCGCGUACUUUGUAGCAUGCUCGCAUACUAAACUUCGCCUUAAACUUACAGCGACAACUACCUAACCCUAACAUAAUAUCUAACAGACCAAACGGGGACGCCUUAUAUCUCUAGCUUCGCCAUCUUCAUAUAUCUAGGGCGAAUAGAAAAUGCCUGAACCGGCAUCGCGAAUAGCGAUUAAAUUUGGGACAUCGUCCUCCUCAUCAGUCAACGGAGUUAAGAAACAGAAUCAUGCGCAACCAUCAUCGACGUUAGGCAAGCGUCACCGAGCACACGCCCUAUAUCAUGAUUCCGAUUCCGGGAGCGACGAUGAGACCAGUGGUCGACAUGAAGCAAUCACGACUAUCGGCGACGACAUAUCCGAGUCUGAAUCUAAGAGGCGAAACCUAAACACGGGUAAAUCCGGACGCGCCAACGCACCAUACGUGAUAACAGGCCACAAGAAUCGCGACUGGAAAGCAGAGUUGAAGGCUCAGAGGGGUACCGAGAACGGUACGCCAUCGAGGCGGAAUGAAUCUGACGGCUCUGCAGAGAGAGACCCGGCCGACCAGGACAAGCAAAUCAAAUGGGGUCUUACAGUGACGAAGAAACCAGUACAGGAUGCCGAGAAUUCGGAUAAGAGUCUAUCAAAUGACCAAGAACCUGCUACACCUGGCCGCGAAGAAAUUAAUCGCGAUGACGAGACUGAGGCUUCUAAGCACGAAGACAAGGACGCUAUAGAUGCUCUCUUAGGCAAAAAACGAAAAUCUGCGAAAGACCUCGUCAUCGAAGGGUCAAGACAUAGCACGCCCACAACCCUUUCAGAACAGGAUGCCUACCGUCGUAGAAUGGGAGAAGCUGCAGAGGUAUCAACUAUAGAGGAAUAUGAUCAGAUACCCGAGGGUGAAUUUGGAGCAGCCAUGCUACGAGGAAUGGGUUGGAACGGCGAGGAGCGCGGUGCGAAGCCUAAAGAAGUCAAAAGGCGACCGAAUUUGAUGGGGCUCGGUUCUAAGGAGGACGAGGAAAUUAGGAAGGGGGAAUUAGCCCGAAAACAUGGACAUCGGGAACGGAGACCCCGUCUUGACGAGUAUAGGAGGGAUAAAGAAAAAGAGAGACGAGACCGCGACGAGCGCCGGGCUGAUAGCUACAAGUCCGAACGCGAACGCGAGCGCGAGCGACGAGAUUAUGGUCAUAGCCAUCAUCGCGAUCGGGACCGGGACCGGGACCGGGAUGGCCAUAGACACUCUGAGCGCAGCCAUAGAUGCUGAAAGAACUGGCUAACGCCUAAUCAGCCCGACAGAAUAGAAUAUCUGUGGCUUUUUAGCGCAUGACGCCACGUCGACUCUACAAACCUGCCUUAGUCCUAUAUAUUUAAAAGCCGACUUCUCAUGAUUGAACUGCUCGGGAUGAGAUAUUCGCCGGAUAAGUUCUGUCAACGGAGAACCCUGAUAACCCUAGCUAUCACAUAAUAUCGUUGAGGCAAAGAUUGUUGAGAUAUUCAUAUAUUCAUAGUACAGGCUUCUGGAAUUAGUGCUCAACACAACAACGGGACUUAUCACUAUUAAGAAAUAGUGAAGGCGGGACAAGGGAAUGGCACCCAUAACAGAGCAAUCUUGGGCCUUGAGGACAGAUCAUUUCUACAGCUCUGCAUUUGAAUCAAGACUCCUAUAUUGUCGGUGUAGUCUUACAUGGUAAUUUGUCUCGACUCUCGUGGACGUUACCUCUCCUUGUUUUUUAUAUCGUCUCCCCUGGUUGAUCCCUGGCUACCUAUUACCUGAUACGGUAUUC
Daldinia caldariorum is the source of this 2241-nucleotide messenger RNA. Its product is annotated as DExH-box splicing factor binding site-domain-containing protein. The coding region runs from base 624 to 1721 and encodes 365 amino acids. NCBI's taxonomy places the organism in Eukaryota, Fungi, Ascomycota, Sordariomycetes, Xylariales, Hypoxylaceae. The transcript has 2 exons. Gene Ontology annotation, cellular component: spliceosomal complex. Gene Ontology annotation, biological process: mRNA splicing, via spliceosome. The record is from RefSeq and is a predicted model, not a curated record.